This is a messenger RNA of Condylostylus longicornis, 2149 nucleotides long. RefSeq lists its product as uncharacterized. Lineage: Eukaryota; Metazoa; Arthropoda; Insecta; Diptera; Dolichopodidae. The record is from RefSeq and is a predicted model, not a curated record. The coding region runs from base 157 to 2040 and encodes 627 amino acids. The transcript has 3 exons.
UUCGGAAUUACACAGUUUCAUUCGGCAAAAAGUGAUAUGAUGCAAAGCUGUUUUAAAAAUUUUUCAAUUGUACCGAUUAACGAAGGGUAGAAAAGUUUUAAUAAUUUAUCAAAGUAUGUAUUUGGUUUAUAUCUAAGGCUAACAAUUAAAAUUAAAAUGUCACAAAUGACUUAUAACGAAUCUCAUAUUGAAUCGUCUGAUGAUGAAAAUACUAAUGAUCGUACAAUUCGAUGUGAUUUUGAAAAUUUCAAAAAAUGGCCUGCUGCAGCUGCACAAUUGCUGAUAAAUUUAAGAUUAUCUUUAGACGAUAAAUUUUCGUCUGGAUAUGUUAUGAAAAAAACAUUGUGGAAAAAGAUAUCUCAAAUACUAAUUGAAAAUGGAUUUGACUUUAACUCUGCAGCUUGUGAAGCUAAGUUUAAAGGUAUUAAACUAACCUAUAAGAGAAAUAUCAAGAAAUUAAAAGAAAAUCCUGAAGCCGAAAUUAUAUGGCCGUAUUUUAAACUACUUCAUGAACAUUACGACCAAAACGAGUAUAAACUUGGGGACGAAACCGAUAAUUCUGGUUGCAAAGAUUUUUGCGAAGAAGUAUCAGGAAAUGAAACUGGAGGUAUUCAUAUUAAAUGGCCAUAUACAGCGAUUGAGCUACUCUUAACAUUUAGAUUGUCAAUGGAGCAUGACUUUCAAUGUGCUUAUAGAUCCAAAAAAUCACUCUGGAAUAAAAUAAGUACAGAGUUGAAUAAGCAGGGAUUCCUUUAUAGUGGAGAAGCUUGUGCUACUAAAUUUAAAGGUCUAUUGGUUACUUACAAGAGAAAUUUGAAAAAUAGUGAGGAGCUUGGAAAGGAAAUUGUAUGGCCAUAUUUCAAUAAAUUGCAUGCAAUUUUCGGAAGUAAUGAAAAAACCUUGACCAAAUAUAUCAGUCAAAAUAAUGAAAUUCCAAGCAAACUAAAUUCUACCAAUGAAGUUGAUGACGAACCACUACUUCACAUUUCAGAUAAUGAAGAAACAAAAAUUUGGAAUGCGGUUGCAACACGUUUAUUAAUUAAGAAGAGAGGCGAAAUGCAAAAUGAGUUUAUUACCGGACGUUGCUCAAAAAAGGAAUUAUGGACAGAACUGGCUGAUUCACUUAAAGUUCACGGAAUUGAAACGGACGGAGAAGCAUGCCGUGAAAAGUUUAAAGGGUUAGUUCUAACUUAUAGAAGAAAUCUAGAAAAAUAUUUUGCUAAUAAUAAAAAGAAUAUUACAUGGCCUUUAUUUAAGCUGAUGCAUCAAACAUUUGGAAACAAAAAAUUGCAAUCCAAAAAAAUAUAUAAAUCUAGUAUUAAUGAAGAAAGCUGCUUUCAGGAAAACUCGAAUGACAGCCUUAGUUUAGCAGAUAUCAACGAGUUCGUCAACUCCAAAAAUUUUUCAGAUCACUCAGAAUCUGAAGAUUGUUGUAAAAAAGAACAAUGGAAUAUAGAAUCUGUAUUUAGGUUGAUCAAAAUUAGAUUGAAGUUAAAAGAAAACUUUGAUUCUAGUCCGAUUUCUGAAGCCUCAUUGUGGGAAGACAUUUCCAAAAAGAUGAAGCAACAUGAUAUGCAUUUUUCUAAAGAAGAUUGUCAAAUUAAAUUCCAAAGCGUUUUUAAAACGUUUUGCCUCUUCAAAACUCAAAGUAUUCUAAUUGAAAAUAAGGACACAUGGCCUUUUUUUGAUUUGAUGGAGCAAAUUUUUCCCGGGAACUCGUAUCAGUUAGAUUACAAAAACCUCGUAGAUCUACAAAACGAAAACCAGAAAAUCGUUAAGGAAAAAUUAAAAUCGCAUUUAUUAAUGGAAAUGUUUCACUCUUCGUCAUCUGAAUACGAAUCUUUUUCUGAAAAUGAAAACAAAAUCAACUUGCCACAUAAAAAACGUCAUUAUAUUAAAUGGAAAUUAAGACAGAAACGAAUGAAACUUGAAGAAAAACGAAAUGAAUUGCUGGAGCGAAAAAUUGUCGCUACAGAAAGAAAAAAUGCAGUAAUUUUCGAAUUCGUAAAUAUUUUGAAACAACAUAAAAAUCUUAUUUAGAAAUAAAAUUUACUGAAAAUACGUUUAUAUUCGUAAUACUAUGUACAAAUAUUUAAAUAUAAUAGUACUUAUUUAUUGAGUUGUUUUUUUCUUUUUAUGGGAAGAUGAA